Messenger RNA from Mustela lutreola (European mink), 2869 nucleotides. Its product is annotated as melanoma antigen preferentially expressed in tumors-like. Gene Ontology annotation, cellular component: cytoplasm. Bases 169 to 1575 code for a protein of 468 amino acids. Gene Ontology annotation, biological process: positive regulation of cell population proliferation; negative regulation of DNA-templated transcription; negative regulation of cell differentiation. The transcript is spliced from 3 exons. Lineage: Eukaryota; Metazoa; Chordata; Mammalia; Carnivora; Mustelidae. The record is from RefSeq and is a predicted model, not a curated record.
CUAUUUUUGUUCUGUUUCUUUAGUAGAAGUCACUUGAGUUGGCUGUCUGAUUCACUAUAUAUUUAUUCAAUAUCCAUCCCGUUCAUAUCUAAUCUUGGAGGCAGAUAAGACUAUAGAUAUCUUCUCAAGAUUUCUAAAUAUUCCUCACCCUGAAGCACCUUCACAAAGAUGGACCAAAAGGCCGUAGCCACACUGCUAGAGCUUGCUGCAAAAAGUCUGCUAAGUAAUGAGCCUGCGGCUAUCCAUGCCCUGGAAGAACUCCCAAGAGACCUCUUUGUUCCCUUGUUCAUUGAUGCCUUCGUGGGAGGGCAUGAGAAGAUACUAAAAGCAAUGGUGAGGGCUUGGCCCUUUCACUGUCUCCAUAUUGGGGCACUGAGUGUACAAGAGUCAUAUUAUGAAAUCUUGGAAGCCAUGAUUGAUGGUCUGCAGAUCCUCCCUGACCAGAACUCUUCCUCUUGGGGGCCAAAACUGAGGAUCCUAGAUUUGAGACAGGACCCAGACUGUGGAACAACAUGCUCAGAGAUCAGUACCACAUUUCCUUUCUGUUUUCAGUCUUGUGUUUACUCUCAACACUCUAUCCUUAAAACAGAAGAAGCCCAGCAUAGUAUCAAGUGCCUUGGAAUUGUUAAUUCAGAAUCUGAGCCUCUGUCAACCCAAAAACCCAUGGAAUUAUUAGUGGACCUUUCUUUCAAUGGUACCUUGAGAACAAAGCAAUUUCUUUCUUUCCUUCAGAGUAAAGUUGAGCAGAGCUUUGGGUCUUUGCACCUCUGCUGCAGAGAUUUGCAAAUUGAUAAAAUGUCUGCCCACAAAAGUGUCCUGCAGUUUCUGGAUCUAGGAUGCAUUGAUCAUCUGGAAUUGAAUCAGGCUUAUCUGAAAGAAGUCACCACACUAUUGGCUCAGAUGAUCCACCUGAACAGCAUUAGUUUGUCUAACAUCUCCUUUAAACAUUGUAAGAGGGAAGACUUCAGAACUUUUCUCAUCCAGCUUGGGCAACUAUCCAACCUCCAGGAACUCAGCUUGGCUUUAUUCUGCCUUACAGAUCAACUUCAUAAACUGCUCAGAAUCCUGCCACCUCAGUUGGAUACAUUGUGUCUAUCUUUUUGUGGCCUGUCUAACAGAGAUAUCACUGUCCUGUCCCAGAGUUCUCAGGCCACCUACCUAAAGCUAUUGAAUCUCAGCAACAACCAGAUAUUCUCAGAAGUUUAUGAGCCCUUCCAGACUCUGCUAGAGAAGGUAUCAGGCACCCUGCAGUAUCUGGAGAUAAAUAAUUGCCUGAUAACUGAUUCUACUCUCUCUGCUGUCCUCCCAGCCCUGAGUCACUGUACCCACCUCCGUGUCCUUAGCUUUGCCUUCAACCCCAUUACAAUGCCUCUGCUCAUGGGCCUUCUGCAGCAUUUAACAUGCUUGGUAGACCUGAAACAUGUUAUUUGUCCUGUUCCUGUCCACUGCUAUGAACAAUGGAAUUUUCCUGGCAGUUUGGACCGACAAAAACUUGCUGAAGUGCAGGCCCAACUGACAGCAAGGCUGCAGGUAUUACAGCGAGAUGACAUGACCUGGACCACUUGUCCUGAGUGAUUUCCAUAGUACAAAGAGUUGUUUGAACACUGAUGUGUGACCAUUAAAGCAUUCAGUGUUUGGUCUAAAGCUCAGAUUAGUUAGACACAGAGAUAAAAUUCUACUGUUUGAGGAAAUGAGUUAGGGAGAUUGGAUCUAUACCUGACCUCUAUAAAAGAAAAACUCUAAAAAGAAAAUAGAAGAAUUUGAAAGGGCCUGUGGAUCUUUUGCACAUUGCCCUCUACAUCCUUUUCUGGUUACUAACCAUAAUGUUGGAUAUGUGAGAUAGGCUAACCCAGUGACUGUACCAUCAUUUUUGUUGUCACACUGAUUGGUCCACUUAUCCACUUAUGGACAUAUGACACAAAUCAGAACAAUUGAAACUUCCUGGUUAUGGUAGUUAUUGAAGCUAAUAAUUUUACCCUUUAGGGUCCUGCAAACUUCUUAUAUUUAUGAUUGCCUUGGGUUGUUUAUGAGAAAUCCUGUGUGAGUAAAAGGAAACAAACUGUGCCUACGACCUACUGGUGUUUUUUGUUAUUUGUUUUUGAGUAUAGUUGACACGAAAUGUUACAUUCAUUUCAAGUGUACAGAAUAGUGAUUGUUUCUCUGUAUGUUAUGCUAUGCCCACCACAAGUAUAACUACCAUCUGUCACCAUACAACCCUAUUACAAUAUCAUUGGCUAUAUUCCCUAUGCUGUGUCUUUUCCUGCUGAUGUUUUUGUUAAUGUGUUGUUACCUGCUUUCCCAGGUCUCAGACCUCUGGCUCAGUUAUUCCUUAUUUCACAUACAUUCACCAAAUACCUAUUAUAAUGUAGAUAUUGUUCUAGGUGCUGCAAAAUAUAAGGUCCUUGAUCUCAAAACAGUCAGCGUAUAGAUAGUCCUAUGAUUUUUUCAGUUUCUCCACAAUUUUUUAGGGCAUUUGCAAAAAUUAUUUGCCACUCCUCCCCAGAUUUGUUUCACCUUUUCUCGUACAUACUCUGCUCAAUCCAUGUUGGCCUCUUUAUGCUAUUGUACUGCCUUCAGGUCAUGGCUUAAAUUUUUCCUCCUCAGGUAGGCUUUUUCUCUAUCCAAGUAGAUUGUCUCUGCUGAUGCUCUCUCUUAAUGUACCAUGUACAUUUCCUUCAUGGUACACAUAAUUCCAUAUGUAUUUGCUCCCUCUGCUCUUCCACUAGAGUUACACUGUUCCUUAUGGUACACAUUAGCCAUAUGUGGCUACUGAGCACUAGAAACUUGCUCCAAGUAUUAAAUGCACAGUAUACAUCCAAGACUUGAUCAGAAACCAAAGAUAUAGAAUAACAAAUUGAUAACUUACUGA